AAACAAAAAAUGCUAUUCUCUGGAAGAAUAGAGAUCUAGUAAAAGAUCUAGAAGAAAAAUAUGGGUAUGCAACUAAUCAAGCAUUAAACUUAGACAGAAAAGAUUUUGAGGCAAUGCAAGAAAAACUAUUAGGAGUAUCUUUAGAAAACCUAGAUAAAAUGCAUGACAUAGAAGAUGAAGAAGAAUGA
Molecule: messenger RNA, 188 nt
Organism: Racocetra persica
Lineage: Eukaryota; Fungi; Glomeromycota; Glomeromycetes; Diversisporales; Gigasporaceae
Source: the annotation of a GenBank genome assembly